This is a messenger RNA of Cyphellophora attinorum, 1512 nucleotides long. RefSeq lists its product as uncharacterized. The transcript has 4 exons. The record is from RefSeq and is a predicted model, not a curated record. NCBI's taxonomy places the organism in Eukaryota, Fungi, Ascomycota, Eurotiomycetes, Chaetothyriales, Cyphellophoraceae. Bases 1 to 1512 code for a protein of 503 amino acids.
AUGGAAACGAAUGGCCAUACGCCUGGCUUUCGGUGGGAGUACUUGAUUAGGCCUGACAAGACUGCGACACCACAGCUCGAGGAAUUGUGUCUAGGACUAGCAAAAUGCAUUAUCGAUAAUGAGCCCGGCGUUGGCGCUGAAUUGACACCUCAAAGGCUCGCUGCCUUCUACCGUCGCGUCGGCGGCAACUACGACGGUCUCUUCCUCAAGUCCGGCGACCAUGGCUUGUCCUUCACAUAUCGCACCUUUGGCUGCUAUCACAACCUGCAGCCCUCACACAACCCGUUCGAGAUGCCCAGCAUACCAUGUCUGACAUUGAAUGGCUUUGCGCGGUGGCAGACACUACAACUACUGCUGUCGCCAGAUGAGAGCGUCAAGUUUCUACAGAAGUCGGUGGAGUUGUAUCGCAUCCCCCGCAAAGAUGGCGGCUGUUUUCCAGGGCCGAUUCCGCGGUCAUGCUUCCCACAAGAGGCCGACGAAGAGAUGGAGAAGUGGUAUACCACCGUCUCUGGCACACUGAACCAGGAUAAUUACAUGCGCCGCCUCAAGGCUUCACCCUACCAGUCUCCCCAUACCGAUGACCGCAUCGACGGCUACUUCCACAACGGACACGCGCCCGGAUUGCUGCUGCCAGGCGCCGCAGCAGCGUACCCGACGUUGUGUCGCCCAUGCCUGUCCCAACACCCGGUGACAGGUCUUCGCAUUGGGAUCGUCAGAACCGGCAAGGUCGAAAAGCACGAAGUCACUCAGACCAACGGCCUGUCCAACACACCCGUCAAAGGUCGCACACCACCUCCACGCCUGACAAAAGCCCGCGGCAACCACCACAACGUGAUCUUCGGCCACCCUCACAGCAGUGGGCUGCUUCACAUCGACAUCGAAUAUCCGAUGGUCGAUCCCCGCACUCUCGGAACACUUCGGCCAGCGAUGCCAGUUCUGAUACGUCGCACAGCGACCACAAAUCACGACCGUCGCGGCGAGAUGAAUCGCCUAACGUCGAAAGAGCUCGUUAUGGCCUCCAUAGAAGCGGCUCCACCAAGACCACCAGUCCCCGUGCCACUCCGGCCCGAAUACUAUCACCGCAAACCAACACUGUCACAAGUCCCAUAUGGUUCGGCAUUACCAGUCUAUCCUGCUCCUCCCCAACGUCCCCAGAACGGCCAAAAUGGUGUGCGAUUUCGCGACCACAUUUUCGACAAUACGAACCGUCCACCUCCCAUUACCACCACGGCACCCACUCCACCGGCUCGAUAUCCUGACCCACGCUCAACACAUCAUGACCCACGCUCGCCUAUGCAUCAUCCAGAUCCCUCGAUGCAAGUAGCAAACCGCGACAGCAGUAGCGGCAGCGACCGAAGGCACCCCUCAGACUUCGACCGUGCCCAGCGCAAAGCAGGCUUUCCUUCUCGAGUCCACACGGUGAGUGGCGUGGGUGGCAGGCAAUACCCUGAGCCACCAGCCAGGAUGUGUACCCGCCUCCGACUCGUGCCAGAGGCAGCGCGCCGACGAUAG